This is a messenger RNA of Aegilops tauschii subsp. strangulata, 1788 nucleotides long. Its product is annotated as protein trichome birefringence-like 19. Gene Ontology annotation, cellular component: Golgi apparatus. NCBI's taxonomy places the organism in Eukaryota, Viridiplantae, Streptophyta, Magnoliopsida, Poales, Poaceae. Gene Ontology annotation, molecular function: O-acetyltransferase activity. The record is from RefSeq and is a predicted model, not a curated record.
AUGGUGGCCGCGAGCUCAAAGGCCUCGUCAGAGCCCUCGGGUUCCAAGGAGAGGACGCGGGCGACCGAUGUUAAAGUGGCCUCAGACGGAGGGAACUAUGGCCCCGAGCACGCGUUCCAGGACGUGGCAGUGGCCGUGUGGCCCGGAAGCCAGGCGAGGCCCUCACACUGGUCAGCUGUGAAGCGCAUACUGCGUUAUCUCUCUCAUACUGUCUCCUAUGGUUUGCAUCUUCGGUCUACCUCCUCGAGUGCUCUCUCAGCGUUCUCUGAUGCUGAUUGGGCUGGGAGCCUGGAUGACCGGCGAUCAAUGGGGGGCUAUGCUGUCUUCUUUGAUCGCAACUUGAUCGCCUGGAGUGCGCACAAGCAGGCCACAGUUUCUCGGAGUAGCACUGAGGCAGAGUAUAAGGCGGUUGCCAAUGCCACAGCUGAGCUCAUUUGGGAAUUGACCAGGAAUUACAUGAUCCUCGCAUAUGGCUCGCUAUAUGUAUCGAAAAACCAACUCAAGAGGAUGCACGCCGGCCGAAUACAACUUCUCACAGCAGCAAUGAGGGACCUUCUUCGCAUCAGCCAUCCCCAUGCGAGGAGCAGCAACAGAUUCUUCGCCGUCGCCGUCGUGUCCCUCACGCUCGUUGCAGCCCUUCUCGCGGCUUUCAACCAGCUGACCACGACGAGGAUCACAGACCGGCGGCCGCUUGCCUCCCGGUCUCACAAGCCAGCAGCCCGACGAGGCGAGGGCUGUGACAUUUUCCGGGGCGACUGGGUGCCGGACCUGGACGCGCCCUACUACACCAACGACACCUGCUCCCCGGGGAUCAUCGACGAGCACUAUGACUGCAUGAGGUUUGGCAGGCCGGACCUGGGCUUCCUCCAGUGGCGGUGGCAGCCCGCCGGCGACGGCUGCGACCUGCCCCGCUUCGACCCGCGGCGCUUCCUGGCCCUGAUGAGGGGCAAGACCAUCGCCUUCGUCGGGGACUCGCUGGCCAGGAACCACAAGGACUCUCUCAUCUGCCUCCUCACCAGAGUCGCGAUGCCUAUCAUAAGCUCGCCGAGAGAGAAGCACACGCUGUACUACUACAGGGAGUACAACUUCACGGUGGCCAGCUUCUGGGUGCCGUACCUGGUGCGGCACGAGAUGAUCGAGGACGACGGGCCGACGCACACGGGCCUCUGGAACCUCUACCUGGACGAGCCGGAGGAGGUGUGGGCGGCGCAUGUGGCUGAGCUUGACUACGUCGUGGUGUCGGCGUCGAGCUGGUUCUACCGCCCGUCCAUGCUGUACGAGGCCGGGCAGCUCGUCGGCUGCCACUACUGCCAGCGGCCCAACGUCACGGACCUGACGAUGCGGUACGCGCUGCGCAUGGCCACGCGGGCCGCGCUGCGGGCGCUGUCGGGCGCCGACGGCCGGUUCCGUGGCACAGUGCUGCUGCGCACCGUGGACCCGUCGCACUACGAGGGCGGGGAGUGGAACAAGGACAGUAACUGCCUUCGGAGGGCGCCGCACCGACGUGGGGAGAAGAGGGUCGAGGGCUUCGAGCUUGACUUUCGCGCGCUGCAGGUGGAGGAGUUUGCGGCGGCAGAGAGGGCGGCGGCCGGUGGGGUGAGGGUGAUGCUGAUGGACACGACGGAGGCGAUGAUCCUGCGCGCGGACGGGCAUCCCAGCAAGUACCGGGCCUGGACGCCCGACCCGCUCAUGAAAAACCAGGUGUGCAGCGACUGCGUGCACUGGUGCCUUCCGGGGGCCAUUGAUACAUGGAAUGACAUGCUGCUCCAUAUGCUGCUCAACGAGUGA